Messenger RNA from Symbiodinium sp. CCMP2592, 549 nucleotides. The record is from the annotation of a GenBank genome assembly. NCBI's taxonomy places the organism in Eukaryota, Dinophyceae, Suessiales, Symbiodiniaceae.
AUGCUGGCGCCGCCCAGCAUCCAGUUAUUCAGCAGUAGCGCUGGCCGCGUUUUCCGCCUUGUCGAAUCGGUCCUUGGAGGAGAGAAGAUAAAGCUACCAGCCCCAGAUGAACAGUGCGCGGGAGGUCAAGUCAAGAUCAUUGACCGGAACAAGACCCCUGUCAAGCUCAAGGGCGGCGAGUAUGUCGCACUUGAGAUCAUCAAUGUGACCUACAAAAAUCAACCCCGAGGCCGGAGGACGCAAGCCAUGAAAUCGAUCGGCCGGUACUGCUCGCUCAGUGCAAACGGAAAGAGCUGCUUGAGCUUGCAGCCAAAAGUGGAGUCACUGGAAAAGAUGGCCGAGGCGGUAAAGCUCCCUUCGCUGAUGCAAGCGACGGCUGUCAUGCCCGUGUUGGAGCCAUGGACGCCAGACAACGGCUGCCUCACAGCGACUUCGAAGCUUGUGCCGAAGACAAUCUACAAAGUCCACGAGAAGGACCUCGGCAUCUUGAAGCUGAUGGCCGUGAAAACCGAGAAGAAGAGGUUUUCUGCUUCGAGGAGACUGAGCUGA